This is a messenger RNA of Syngnathoides biaculeatus (alligator pipefish), 3125 nucleotides long. RefSeq names its product regulator of G-protein signaling 6-like. NCBI's taxonomy places the organism in Eukaryota, Metazoa, Chordata, Actinopteri, Syngnathiformes, Syngnathidae. Gene Ontology annotation, biological process: G protein-coupled receptor signaling pathway; intracellular signal transduction; regulation of G protein-coupled receptor signaling pathway. The record is from RefSeq and is a predicted model, not a curated record. The transcript is spliced from 17 exons. The coding region runs from base 1350 to 2834 and encodes 494 amino acids.
CAAUUAAUGUUGCGUGUUUUGGGGAUGUGGGAGGAAACUGGAGUGCCCGGAGGAAACUCACUCAGGCAUGGGGAGAAGAUGGAAACGCCACACAGCCGGGUCCGGGAUUGAAUCCGGGACCUCAGAACUGUGAGGCCAACCCUUUAGCAGCUGAUCCAACACGCCGCCAUAAAAUAUCCAAUGUAUUUUUUUUUAUAUAUUUAGAACCAUCCAAAUUCCAGUUAAUUUGAAAACAAAAUUUGAAUCCAGAUUUUUCCUUUUUGAGUUUGAAGGGUAGAAAAAAUGGGAAUGAAGGAAAAUGUGAUCAUAACCAUAGAUGUAUAAAGUGCAAUUUUCUCUGCCUUGGCUACUAAAUAUAAUAUUGCAAACAAGAAAAAAAAAAAGGGGGGUGGAGCAAUUGUGUUCUGCUUUGGCGAUUUUGUGUACUUCAGUCAGUCGGAAUGAUGUAUUUGUACUCAUUCGUUUAUGAACAUUAUGCAUGUCAACGUCUGCGUGUAUACUCCUUGAAUAGUCCACACUUUGCUCAUUAUACUGCACCGCUGAGCGCAUCUGCUCGAGGCAAAACCUGAGGAACCGUCCGUAGGGCGUGUAAUCCAACCCCCUCACCUCUGUCUACGCAGCCCGAUUAAAGGACUAACAAAGGCUUUAACCCAUUUCAUACACACAGGAGCCCCUCGGUGGCAAAGUAUGUGUGAGGCAGGGUUAUGAAAAUCCUUUGUAGAGUGGAAUUAAUUCAACACAGAGCAUCAGAGAUGAGGGGAGGCGGAGGGUUGGGGGGCGGCCUGGAGAAAGUGACGGCGGGCUUGUAAAUAAAUCUCUUGACAGCCGCUCUCAAAGCGGUCAGUGGGCGAGUGGGUGGGGAAGGCGUUUCAUGCGGGGAGAUCAGAGGUAAACCAUCAUGUGAUUGGACUUCCUGCUGUCAACAAUUUCUAAUAACAUAACAGCUCGUGUGCCACUGCUGUAAUUUGCACUUAAGAAUAAAAGACGAGGUCAGGAGAAGGAAAAAAGAUGAAAAUGGCCAUUUUUACUGCUCUCGUAUUUGGUGUCGGAGUGUCGGAGUCCCCAAAACAGACGGCUACUGUAGUACCACAACUGACCUGUGUGAAGCAGUAUAGAAACGCGAAAAGGGUAGUAGAAGUAAUGGGAGAACAUAUAAGCCAACCGUUAGUUUUCCCCAUUGAUCUAAAAAAAAAAAAAAUAAAAUGAAAAAAAAAUGGGUGGCUCAUUGGUCACCAAAACUGAAGUCGCCAUCCGCCAUCUUGAUACUCCCAAAACAACCAUGCCGACCUGCGCAGCGUUACUCACCAGUUUCGCGGCUGUGAGAAAACAUUCCACAGGUGUGAGUGAAGAUGGCAGAGGGCUCCAAAGAGCGCGUUGGCGUGGACAUCGCAGAUCCAGAUGAGGACUCUCCAAACAUGAUCGUCUACAGAAAGAUUGAGGACAUUGUCACAAGAAUACAAGAUGAGAACGCGGGAGGUGUCGCCAUACGGACUGUCAAAAGCUUCCUGUCCAAGAUCCCCAGCGUGGUAUCAGGGGCGGACAUUGUUCAGUGGCUUAUGAAAAACCUCUCUAUAGACGAUCCAGCUGAGGCCAUCCACUUGGGAAGUCUGAUCGCCGCUCACGGCUACAUCUUCCCAAUCUCUGACCACGUCCUCGCGCUCAAAGACGACGGCACUCUUUACCGCUUUCAGUCUCCAUACUUCUGGCCUUCAAACUGCUGGGAGCCUGAGAACACAGACUACGCCAUCUACCUGUGCAAGCGCACCAUGCAGAACAAGGCCAGGCUGGAGCUAGCCGACUAUGAGGCUGAGAAUCUCGCCCGGCUGCAGAGGGCCUUCGCCAGGAAGUGGGAGUUCAUCUUCAUGCAGGCUGAAGCUCAAGUAAAAAUCGACAGAAAGAAGGACAAGGCGGACAGGAAGGUCCUGGAUAGCCAAGAGAGGGCCUUCUGGGAUGUCCAUCGACCAGUGCCAGGCUGCGUCAACACGACUGAAAUGGACAUCCGCAAGUGUCGCAGAGAGAAGAACCCGCACAGGGUGAAAAAGUCAGUUUACGGGGUGCCAGAGGACAGCCAGAGCCAGCAGAGUCCAGUCCAGAUCAGCUCUCCUCCGGCCAGAAAGCUCACCCAAGAGGAUAUUGAGAAGGAGAUCACCUUCCUCAACAUCCAGCUGGGCCGACACUGCAUGAAGGUUUCCAAAGUGGCCGACAGCCUUAUGGGCUACACGGAGCAGUUUACGGAGUACGACCCACUGAUGUCUGCUAUCGAGCCCUCCAACCCUUGGAUCAGCGAUGACACCGCCUUCUGGGACGUUGGGGCAAGUCACGACCCGACCCAGCAGAGAGUGAAGAAGUGGGGCUUUUCUCUGGAGGAAACGCUCAAGGACCCAGCUGGAAGAGACCAGUUCUUGAAGUUCCUGGAGUCCGAGUUCAGCUCGGAGAAUUUACGGUUUUGGUUGGCAGUUCAGGAUUUGAAGCGUCAGCCCCUGCAGGACGUGCCCUCCAGGGUGCAAGAGAUCUGGCAGGAGUUUCUAGCGGAGGGAGCGCCGAGCUCCGUCAACCUGGACUCUCACAGCUACGAGCGCGCCAGCCAAAACCUGAAAGACCCCGGGCGCUACAGCUUUGAGGAUGCUCAGGAUCACAUAUUCACACUCAUGAAAAGUGACAGCUAUGCACGCUUUUUGCGCUCCGGCAUCUACCAAGAUCUUCUGUUUGCCAGGAAGAAGCAACAACCUGCAGACCCCGAACAAGGCCGCCGCACCUCCUUGGAGAAGUUCACUCGCAGUGUGGGCAAGUCACUGACAGGCAAACGUCUAUCAGGCCUGAUGCAGUCGUCCUGACGCACUUCUGUUCGGGGGCGAGCAGCGAGCCCACCAGAGAGGGGCGACCCCAAGGAACAGGGCUGGUCGUCGGCGCACAACCGGCACCGUUCUGCUCACGUGCCACUGAGCCUUGCUGGGAUCUGAACUCCAAGACCAGACGUGGUGAUGGGAAGUGAGUGCUGACCGGGGGGGAAGAAACAUGUUGACGCAGCCUCCUGUAACACAAUGGGUUGAUUGUUGGAUAAGCUAAUACAUUUAUAUUUUAUAUUAAUGUAUACUGUGUAUGUCUCAUUAAAAGCACAUUUGGAA